GCACAUGUAAAAGUCUUUACCGGCACGCAUUGGCUGCAGCAGAAACGUGGAAGGGAUUUUUAGCUUUUGCAAGAGAAAAGAGAAAAACAUUGUCAUGUCUAUUGAGACAAAAGACAAGGCUGAAGUGCGUCUGGUGUUUCUAGGAGCAGGGGGAGUGGGGAAGACAGCCCUCAUCCAGCGGUUCCUCAAAGACACCUUUGAGCCGAAGCACCGGCGCACAGUGGAGGAGCUCCACAGGAAGGAGUGCGAAAUGGGAGGAAUUAAAGUCUCCAUCAGCAUUAUGGACACCAGUGGGAGCUACUCCUUCCCUGCCAUGCGCAAACUCUCCAUCCAAAACAGUGAUGCCUUUGCUCUAGUUUACGCCGUGGACGAUCCAGACUCCCUUGAGGCGGUCAAGAGACUGCGAGAGGAGAUCGUGGAAGUCAAGGAGAGCAAGCACACGCCAAUUGUGGUGAUCGGCAACAAGAUAGACCGACUCAAAGAGCGGAGGGUGUCCAGCGAGGACGUACUGUCCACGGUGGAAGUGGACUGGAACCACAUCUUCCUGGAGUCCUCGGCCAAGGACAACGUCAACGUGAUGGAGGCCUUCAUGGAGCUGCUGCAGCGGGCCAACCUGCCCACUCAGCUGAGUCCGGUGCUCUGCAAGAGACGACUAACGUUCCCCAAAGAAAGCAACAAGCGUGCUGCCAUGAACAAAACCAACAGCUGCCUCCUUUCGUAGAGAUGGACGGAAGCAGAGAAAACUGUGCAAACGAGACCAGAGGAUUGAUGCGGAUGAUAGAAAAACAAACCAAGAGACAAUGUUUGACAAGAUAAUCAAAUAUUCCAUUCUGCUCCCAGCUCCAAUAUACUCCUCCUAAAACAAACAUGAACAGAUGAAAACAAAGAUAAAGACAUAAAGACGGCAUGAAUGUUGUUGAACUUGACCGUACCUACCGCGAAUGUCAGAGAAUUUAACAUAAAAUUAAAAGGAAAAAAAAUGUACAUGUCGUGUUUAGUUUGUACUCAAAACUAUUGAUGUUUCAGCCAGUAACUGGGAUCAUCUGGUGGGGAGAGAAAAUCUGUAUCUGUUGAGAAAUCAGUCAAAAGCAAUAGUGCUUUUUAUCUCUAAAUGUGUUUUUUUUUUCUGUGCAGCUUAUGUCAACAUAUGAAGAAAAUAUACUGUGCACUUUAUAUUUUUGAGAAGUCUUAGUGUUAGAAAUACUUGUUUACUGAACCUUUUUGUUUGCAAAUCCUUACAGAACUAAAAUAAAGUGCAUUUCUAUUUUGC
Gambusia affinis (western mosquitofish) is the source of this 1270-nucleotide messenger RNA. It is a transcript of the gene rasd4, whose product is annotated as rasd family member 4. NCBI's taxonomy places the organism in Eukaryota, Metazoa, Chordata, Actinopteri, Cyprinodontiformes, Poeciliidae. The record is from RefSeq and is a predicted model, not a curated record. The coding region runs from base 95 to 721 and encodes 208 amino acids. The transcript has a single exon. Gene Ontology annotation, molecular function: GTP binding; GTPase activity.